AUGUCUUACUGCCAAAGAUUAGGGCCUGAGGGCAAAGAUAUAGUUAUUUUUGCCACUCCAGAGGACCAUAAGAUACCAAGUAGUGUCACUCUACCCGAACCUGAUCCCCAACCAGGGUUGAUUCUUCCAAACGGUGACAUCAAUUGGAAUUGUCCAUGUUUAGGUGGGAUGGCGACUGGGCCCUGUGGGGUUGAGUUUAGGAAUGCAUUUAGUUGUUUUCAUUAUUCUGAAGCGGAACCUAAAGGUAGCGAUUGCUAUGAACUAUUUAAAACAAUGCAAAAUUGCAUGCAAAAAUAUCCCACUUUAUAUAACAAAGAUUUAGCCGACGAUGACGACUUUAGUUCUAUGGAUUCAGAUAAAAAGGAAUCAGUUGAAAAGAGCGCAGCCCCAAUUUCUGAUAACGCUGCAAAGUCAGACAAAAAAUCAUAAGAACUUAAAAUGUAAUUAGUUUUUGUUACAGUUAGGGGACAAUCUUUGCUAAUUUGUCUAGUUUUUUUCUAAUUGUUACAUGAAUGUUACUACACAAUUGUAACGUUUGAAAGAAUUUUUUUUAAAUAAAUUUAUUUUGUAUUAAAUUUC
Tribolium madens (black flour beetle) is the source of this 579-nucleotide messenger RNA. Its product is annotated as mitochondrial intermembrane space import and assembly protein 40-B. Gene Ontology annotation, molecular function: protein-disulfide reductase activity. The transcript is spliced from 2 exons. Gene Ontology annotation, biological process: protein import into mitochondrial intermembrane space. Bases 1 to 429 code for a protein of 142 amino acids. The record is from RefSeq and is a predicted model, not a curated record. Gene Ontology annotation, cellular component: mitochondrial intermembrane space. NCBI's taxonomy places the organism in Eukaryota, Metazoa, Arthropoda, Insecta, Coleoptera, Tenebrionidae.